AGACAUGACAUCGACGGAGCUCACAGAGACUGCCGCUAAGUGGGCGGUCCUAAUUGGGAUCGACAAAUAUGCUCCAGAAGACGCGGCGGGGAAGAAAAAAGCGAAUAUCGGUGUCGGGACACGAGAUCCAAGGCCCAAUGGACCUCAACGGCUGUGUCAAUGAUGCUUUGGCGGUUAGAGAGUAUCUGAUGAACACCAUGAAGAUGGAUCCCAAAAACAUCAAACUGCUCCUCGCGCCUGCCAAGGCCGAAGCCCGCGAGUACAAGCAUGAGCUGCCUGCCAGCUACGAAGAACCAACUUACGUUAACAUAGUGAGGGCGCUGGCGAAAGUGCCGACUUACGCCAAGCGAAACGACCUUGUCUUCGUACACUACUCGGGCCACGGCGGGCGCGCAACAACCGUGUUUCCCGACCUCAAGCACAAAACAGGCGACGAUAUUGACCAUUGUCUGGUGCCGACGGACAUAAGGCGCAGUAAUGGCCGCUAUCUCCGCGACAUAGAGCUCGGCGCCCUUCUGCAGGACAUCGUGGCUGCCGGGGCGGUGUUGACGGUGGUGCUCGACUGUUGUUACUCGGGUGGCGCGAUCCGCGGCGACGACGACAGCGGUGAUGACGAGGACAUGGCCAACGUCCGGGGCGAAGAGAGGAUCUAUAAGUCUGACGAGGUUGUAGACACGCAGCUAGCGCCGGCAUCAACGGAGAGCAUUACACGCUGGGGUUCCGUUCCCCUGUGGAUGGAGGCGCCCAAAGGCUUUGUCUUGCUCGCCGCCUGCCUGGACUACCAGAAGGCCAAGGAGAAGAAACAGACGAUUCAGGGAAGAAACGGCGCAGGCAAAAGUCAGAAGCUUUGGCACGGCCGUCUAACCUACGAGCUCCUGGAUACGCUUCGCGCCUCCGCUCCAGGCCUUAGCUCGACCGCUAUCUACGAUCGCCUGCGGGCAAAAGUCCAAAACCGAGUCGCCGAACAAACUCCCUACCUCGUCGGCGACAGCGACCGCUUCUUUUUUGGCCCCGCCUACAGGGCCAGGGUCUAUGCCGUUCCGGUGAAGUUUGUCGAAAAGGACAACAAGCAGCUAAAUCUGGAUGGCGGGCGCUUCCACGGCGUCCAGCUCGGCGCUGAAUACUGGAUUCUACCGCUGGACUUUGAACUUCACAAACAUAUCCGUGCCGAGGAUGUACUGGCUCGCGUAAAAAUCCUGGAAGUUCAAUCGGGUGUUUCGACCGCGGAAAUCCUUACCAGCCCAACACCCAAGUCUGGAAUCGAAGAGGGCUGCCUAGCAGUACUGCUAAGCUUGCCGCUUACCGCGCAGGCGACCGUCUGCUUCGUUGCGGCGGACAAUAACCAAAGGAGGUGGUUUGAGGAUCUCUGGAACAAGCAAACCAAAAGCCGCAACCUACUCCAGCUCCUGAAACAGGACGACCUCGAAGCCGACCCCGUGUUCACCGUCACCGCCAAGAACGGCCGCUUCCAAGUCCGAGAUCGGCAGGGAGCCCUUGCAGGCGCGAUGGCGGACGUGUUGCGCCCGCUGCGCUGCCCAGACGCAGACGACGCCGAGCUGCUGCGCCCGCUGGCGCGGCGGCUGGAGCACAUCGCACGCUACCACAUGCUCCGCGGCCUCGAGAACAAAGGGUGGCAAGCGGGCGCGGCUGGCGACCUUGUCGAUGUCCACAUCGCCCCGUCGCCACCGGACCUCUCGCUCCCUCCCUCGCUCCGCGCGGCCGAGUCCAUGGUGCCGGCACUGGACGGCGCGUACGAGGUGCCGGAGAAGCGCGUGUUUCGCAUCACGCUGACAAAUAGAGGCGACAAACCCAUCGCCUGCACGAUCCUGAACUUCACGCCCGAGCUCGGGAUCGAGAUCAUCUACCCCAUGGAGGAACGCGCCACCUAUAUGGUCAUCCCUGGGUUUAAGAAAAGGUACCAGGAUUUCCACGUCUCCAUCCCUAAGGCCCUGCGGCAGACGGGGAGCGGAGAGGCAGAGACAGGGAAUAUAGCGACCGUUAAUCCAGAGAGGAAGAUCAUGGACGACUUGUUCAAGGUGCUGGUGUCGAGACCCGAGCUGGACCCGGGGCCGAUGCGGCUGACGAAACUACAAAAGGCGGAGGAAAAGGGCUACAACUACCGAGGCGAGGAGGAUGACGAGAAGGACGCGUCUUCGUUGAACACGCUCGAGGAACUCCUGAGCGCGCUCAUGCCGCUGAUGCGCAACGGCCAUGCUAUCGAGAGCUCGAGGGGCAUGGAUGACGACCCCGUCGAGUGGCAGGUCAAGGAUAUAUACAUCCGAGCGCUGCGGUCGCGCUAGAAAAAAGCUACAAUUGUUGGGGGGAUCCGUCUGCUCUAAGUGCAACUUUUGGCUGCCCCAACUCAAAACUAUACCUCCCAACUUCCCUCCCGUCGUUGCGCGAUGGCCUUUGCCACACGUUAUGACUAGAAGCUGCCCAUCCUCGAUCAUUUGUGUACGUUAUCCCAUUUAAUCCCAGGCAUGUGAAAACCAGGGAUCCGGUCUCCUCUCAAGCCCCUAAACCUCGCCAUAAGCCUCGGUGCAGCCGCCUUCGUCCUCUUAGUCGUCUCCGGGAAGGCCCUCAAUCUCGCUGUGGCCAUCAUAGGAAGAGCCGUUGAAUCGUUCCUCGCUCUUUUGACUGUCCCCGUAAAGGCUUUUGACCUCAACCUUGCUGUGAUCGGACGGGCCCUUGAUUAUAUCCACG
This is a messenger RNA of Gaeumannomyces tritici R3-111a-1, 2703 nucleotides long. RefSeq lists its product as hypothetical. Gene Ontology annotation, molecular function: cysteine-type endopeptidase activity. Lineage: Eukaryota; Fungi; Ascomycota; Sordariomycetes; Magnaporthales; Magnaporthaceae. Gene Ontology annotation, biological process: proteolysis. The transcript has a single exon. The coding region runs from base 69 to 2300 and encodes 743 amino acids. The record is from RefSeq and is a predicted model, not a curated record.